GCACCAAGCUAGCUGAAGUACUACUGGAAUACUUCCUCCCCGGUUGUGUUGAAAAUGCCAGAGCAUCUGUCCCGGCAUCUGUUAAGAACUCCCAAGAGGUAGAGGCUGGGAACGGUGGAAGAUGGUGGACAGAUAAUUACGGGGAAGGGGAACUGGAAAGAGGGUUGGUGUGUAGGGGGAAGGGCUAAAAGCUUUCGCUUUCCCGGCGGUUGCUUUCCCUCCUGCUCUGUUCAUGCAUGGGCUGUAAUAACUACUUCUAUACUAGUACCCGCCGCCACCAUAAACUCGCCUCGCGGCAUCUCUUCUUGCUUCUUCUUCUUCUUCUUCUUCUUGCCCCCCUCAUUCCCGCCGUCGCAGAAGCAGCAGCAGCAGCUAAAGGGGCCGGCAGGCGGCGAGCGGCGGUUCGCCGGGAGCUGCGUGCUAGGCUAGCUAGCUCCGGCGAGGAGGGGCCGCGAAGAUCGGUCCUUGGAUGCGGCGUGCUGCUGAUUAUCGGAUAGCGAGGUCCCUGAUCUUGCCACCGAAGAGCCCUGCUGGGCUGGAUCUCCCUGGAGGUUGCGACCAUGAUGCAGUACCUGGACUUCUCCCCUGCCGCCAGCAGCACCUCCAAGAAGUGGCCGCACAAGAGGCAGCCGGGCCAAGGUUUUGAUGCUCCAAGGAACAGCAUGGAGUUCGCCAUGGAUGCGCCGCCCCGCAGCUACGGCGUCUUCCAGGAGGAUGUUCCGUAUACUCGCAACAACAUGAGGCAGUAUCCAAGAGCCUCCUCGGCUCCCGUCAAGAAGCUGAUCCAUGAGGACAUAUCAUCCAUGAGGCCAAACGAAGGGCACAAGAGAGCGCCCAGUGUCAUCGCCAGACUGAUGGGCAUGGACUCGCCUCCGCUGAGCUCAGCCACCGGUCAGCUCAUCGCCGUCGCCCACUCGGAUGAUCGAAGACGGCAAGAGAUGAUCAUCGCGAGGCCGGUGACGAGAAGAGAUCCUGCCGAGAUGAUCUCAACCAAGCAUGUAUCGUUCGUCGAGCACAAGAAUCCUCCUGCCCGGCAGGCAACGAAACACGAGAUCCGCCCCUUCGACGACGACGAUGAGAGCAAGAGGAGCAAUGGUGGUGGUGAUGAUGAUAGAUGGAGCAAACCGGUGCCGCGGGAGCACCCGCAAGAGGAGGAGCUGCAGAAGUUCAAGAAGGAGUUCGAGGCGUGGCAGACGAGCAGGGUGUGGGAGCAAUCCAGGACUCUGGAGCUGGAGACCCGCCAUGGCGCCGUCGUGCUCGACGACAAUGACGAUGAUCGGAGGUGCUCAGAGAUCGUGCCUUACAGGUACCACCACCAGCAGCAGCAGAAGCAGGGUUACAGAGGGAGAGAUACCGGGGGCAAUGACAACGGCGAUGGAGAGGUGCAUUGGAGGAGAAGAAGAAACAAGGAUGGCGGCGCGUCGAUCUCCGGGAGCCGGACAUUCUCCGUGGCGAGCAGCGCGGGCGAUGAUUAUUCUUCGAGGCUUCCUCUGUCGAGGUUCUACCGCGAGGAAGAGGAGGAGCAGAGGUCGUCGCCGACGAGGAUCGUGGUCCUGCGGCCGUGCCCGGAGCUGAGCGCCGACGACGUGUCAGAGUUAUCACUCGUGGGAUCCCCGCAGCUGAUGAAGAAGGAGAACGACAUGGAGGCGUUCCUGGAAGAGGUCAAGACGCGGCUCAAGCUCGAGCUCGAAGGCAGCAACCACAGGGCCUCCGACGCGUGGGCCGGCGACAUGGCCGACCCGAAGCGGAUCGCGAGGAGCAUCGCCAGCCAGAUCAGGGACACCGUGGUCGCCAUGGACGCGCACCACCAGCACCCGGCGCUGGUCCGGUCGGAGUCGACGAGAUCCUACCGGAGCAGCAGCGACGUGCAGAGCCAGGUGGACUACAUCUGCCGAGAUGCCCGGAGGCAGCUCUCGGACCGCCUGAGGAACGUGCUGAGGAGUACUCGGGAGUCUCCGGAGAUCGCCACCCCCGAGCAGCCGCUCUUCUUCCCUCACCGGAGACGGCCGUCCUUGGACGAAGCGCCGCCGCUGAGGAAGCCGAAGCCGAAGCCGAGUCCCCCGAGACGCGAGGCGGCGAGUAGCAGCGGCGGCAAGAAGAAGAUCAAGAGCAAGGAGGAGAAGAAGCGCGCGAUCGAGUCCUCCGACGCGAGGCACGGGCUGCAGCAGCACAGCAGCUACAGGACUAGCUCGGCGGCGGUCGACGACUCGGAGGACGAGGACGCGGCGGCGUUGUCGCCGAGGAACCUGAUGAGGUCCUUCUCGGCGCCGGUGUCAUCGAGGACGAGUAACAACACCUUCGUGAAGCUCCUCUCGGACGAGCCCCGGGUGCUGUUCCCCGGAGCGCGGGUGCAGCGGAAGCACGAGGCUGGACAUGGCAGCAGGCCGCUGCCGGCGUCGGAGGAGGAGGACAGGCCUGUUAAAGCAUUGGGCGGCAUCAAGGGGAGAGUGUCCAGCCUGCGGCAGAACCUCGGGCUGAGAGGGAAGCUCUUCGGCAAGAAGCUUGUCCACUCCUCUGCCGCUGACGAGUCGUCGUCGUCGUCCUUCUUCCCCGACGACCUCCCGCCCAUCGGCACGCUCAUCACCGCGCCUUCCGUCCUCAUCCACCCCGGCGUCCUCCAUGAGAACUCGACGGAGGUGCCGCCGAGCCCGGCGUCGUGGUGCAGCAGCCCGGCGGACGACAUGGUCCGGGGAGGAUACCCGAGCCCCGUCUCGCCAUUGGAGGCCUCCUUCGGCGAGCACCGGUCGCCCUUGAAGCCGCUGCCGCCGGCGACCUCCUCCCCUGCUUCCGAACAAGGCAUUCCAUGGCUGGAGGAAGACGAUCAAACCCAAGAAGUCGCAGAAACAAGCCCAGCGCUCCAUGACGCCGCCAACGAAGAUGACACGGCCGAGAUCGAGAUGGAUCACCACCCUGUAAAGGCUUUCAUCAGGGCCGUCCUCGUCACCGCCGGCAUGUUCGGCGGCCAGAACACGGACCAGAUGUUCUUCUCCAAUUCCCAACCGAAGCCGAUCCCCAAGUGGGUGCUCGACGAAGUCGUCUCCUCGUCAUCGUCGUCCUCACCUCCGGCCGUUCCCGACGUCGUCGUCGACCGCCGCCUGCUCUUCGACCUGGUCAACGAACACUUGCCAGAAGCCACUUCCACCCGCGGAUCCACGACGCUGUACACGUUCAGCAAGUGGUACAUCGCGGCGGCGCCGAGGAGGAGAGGCGGCAAGCGGCUGCUGGACGCGCUCUGGAGAGCCGUGCAGGCGCUGGUGGAGCCGCCGCUGCCGCUGAGACACGACGGCGACGCGUUGCCGACAACGACGACGACGAUGAUGAGCUCCGUGGACGCGCUGAUCGGGCGCGACAUGGGCGCGUCGCCAUGGAGCGGCGGCGCGUUCCGCGGGGACGUGGACGGGGUCGGCGAGGAGGUGGAGGCAGAGAUCCUCGGGGAGCUCCUCGACGAGACGCUCUGGGACGUGCUGCUCAACGUCGGCGAGGACUGAUCGGCCAUUUGGUGUUUGUGCGUUGCGAACUUACUACGAUCGAUCCAGCAUACUUGUACAUUUUGGGGUGUGUUUUUUCAGAGCUUCUUCUUCUUUUUUGAGAGUGCUUUUGCCGGAUUUGUGUUCUGAGUGAGAGAUCAGUCAGUCAGAGAUGUAAUUAAGCUUUGUGUGUGACCGUGUGGAACAGUUUGGAUGGAUGGAAGGAUACCAAAUCAUUCAUCUGCCCUGAGAAAAUGCAUAAAAGGAAGCAGGAAGAGAUUGGAGAAAA
This is a messenger RNA of Brachypodium distachyon (stiff brome), 3756 nucleotides long. RefSeq lists its product as uncharacterized. NCBI's taxonomy places the organism in Eukaryota, Viridiplantae, Streptophyta, Magnoliopsida, Poales, Poaceae. Bases 561 to 3488 code for a protein of 975 amino acids. The transcript is spliced from 6 exons. The record is from RefSeq and is a predicted model, not a curated record.